Ilex paraguariensis (yerba mate) is the source of this 360-nucleotide messenger RNA. The record is from the annotation of a GenBank genome assembly. NCBI's taxonomy places the organism in Eukaryota, Viridiplantae, Streptophyta, Magnoliopsida, Aquifoliales, Aquifoliaceae.
AUGGAGAUUAUUGAAGAUGGUGUAUCAGGAUUCCAUAUUGAUCCGUAUCACCCUGAUAAGGCUGCUGAACUUAUGGCUGAUUUUUUCCAGCGGUGCCAGGAGGAUCCCAGCUACUGGGAGAAAAUCUCCCAAGCAGGGCUUCAAAGGAUCCAGGAAAGGUAUACAUGGCAAAUAUAUUCUGAGAGGCUGAUGACAUUAGCUGGAGUUUAUGGUUUCUGGAAGUAUGUUUCGAAACUUGAGAGGCGUGAAACUCGAAGAUAUCUUGAGAUGUUCUACAUUCUCAAGUUCCGUGAUCUGGUGCGCUCUUUGAUCCUCCUCUUCUCUGCCACACAUAAGAAUAUUGAAGUCAAGAAGGCAUGA